AUGGAAUUGGAUGGUAAGAAUACUGUAAGGCCAAAUCACCAGAGUAGUGAUAAACACAGUGGGAAUUUGGGACUGAUGGCGCUAGAAGAAAGUAGUGAAGGCACAAGUACAGAGUAUAUCCCCGGUGAUGAUGGCAUGAUCGAAAAUUUAGAAGAGCUAGGAGAGGAAAUCCAAAUCAGCCCAAUAUGGAGUAACUCAUAUGACACAACCGAAACCGCCACGAUUGAUAAUGAAAAACCGUCAUUAGUGCCUAAUGAUUCACGUUUUAAUACAGUUGAUUUUGUACUACAAAGUUUAAAUGGCGCAUUAAACUCUAUUGAAUACGACAAGGCCCUGGUAAUUCAAUCUAAAAUGGCUGGAAAUCUGAAUAGCACUACUAAUGACGUCUUGAGGAAGAUCGAGAGGCUACAAGAAGCCCUAGAAGAGCAUAUCGUCAAAUACAGACGACUCAAGGAAGUAAUAAUACCCCAGAUUGAUCGCAAUCUUCAGGAAGCGACGAAAAUCACCAAGAGGCUUACUAGACAUGUAAAGGAAAUAUACCCAGUUGAAUAUUCCAAAGGCCGUUCGAAAGUACUUGAAAAUCUUACAGAAGACGAAGAAGGCUUGUUUUUGUAA
Pichia kudriavzevii is the source of this 615-nucleotide messenger RNA. RefSeq lists its product as uncharacterized. Gene Ontology annotation, biological process: regulation of protein localization; endosome organization. The transcript has a single exon. The record is from RefSeq and is a predicted model, not a curated record. Gene Ontology annotation, cellular component: BLOC-1 complex; endosome. Bases 1 to 615 code for a protein of 204 amino acids. NCBI's taxonomy places the organism in Eukaryota, Fungi, Ascomycota, Pichiomycetes, Pichiales, Pichiaceae.